This is a messenger RNA of Coregonus clupeaformis (lake whitefish), 1585 nucleotides long. Its product is annotated as GTPase IMAP family member 6. The transcript is spliced from 3 exons. The record is from RefSeq and is a predicted model, not a curated record. Lineage: Eukaryota; Metazoa; Chordata; Actinopteri; Salmoniformes; Salmonidae. Gene Ontology annotation, molecular function: GTP binding. The coding region runs from base 103 to 915 and encodes 270 amino acids.
CUAGUCUUCCGGAAAGCCACACGAAGAAGUUCGGCGCUGCCUGUCAAACAAGGAGGCAAUCCUUCUUCGGUGGAUUACAUUUUAGAAUAACUAAACAGCGACAUGGAAUCGGAGAAAGUAGUGCAAUCAACAGGAGAGGAUGUCCCUGACCCAGAGGAGGAAGAGAAGAGGCUGGCGGCAGCAGCCCGGGAAGCCAACCAUCUAUCUGAGCUGAGGCUGGUGCUGUUGGGCUGGAGGUGGCCUGGGAAGAGCCUGACAGGCAACACCAUACUGGGCCGCGAGGAGUUCCGCCAGGAGCGGGCGGCAGAAUUCUGCGUCAAGCGUCAGACAGAGGUGGAGGGGCGCCAGGUGACGGUAAUAGACACGCCGGGCUGGUACUCCACCCAGGCCACACCGCCGGUCUACCAACAGGAGAUGGUGCGGGGCGCCUCCAUGUGUGGGCCCCCAGGCCCCCAUGCUUUCCUGCUGGUCAUCCCCGUAGACAUGUUUACCGAGGUGGACCGGGCCCGCAUCGAGGAGCACCUGGCCCUGUUCGGGCAGCGUGUGUGGAAGCAUACCAUCGUGGUGUUCACCUGGGCGGAGGUGCUGAGGAACAUGUCCAUCGAGAGGCACAUCAAGCGAGAGGGGAAGGAUCUGCAGUGGGUGCUGGAAAAGUGCAAGAGGAGGUACAUUGUCAUCAGUAACUACAUAUUUGGGGAGCACCCCCAGCUACGGCAGCUCAUGGAGAAGAUAGAGAAGGUGGUGGAGGAGGAGGGCAUCUAUAACCCAGAGGAGGUAGAGGAGAAGAAACCUCUGGGCCAGAAUCAGAACCAAACCCAAAACCGGGAGCUUGGGGCAAGGCCCAAAGUGAACUCUGCCGUAGGAUUGGCCAAAAUGGACAUGGACCCACCCCACAAUUCAGUUGAUGGACUGUGACUGACUGAAGGACAGAUGGUGAGCCACCACAGGACUGAUUUUGAGAGCUCUAUGUCCAUACAUUACCCCAACCUCAGGGCCUGUAUUCAUAAAGCGUCUGAUCUACGAUCACUUUGCCUUUUAGAUCAUAAUGAAUGAGACGGGGGUCCCAAUCCUAGAUCAGCACCACUCCUACUCUAAGAUGCUUUAUGAAUACAGGCCCAGAUUAUUUUAGACCUUUAAGACUUAACUGUUAUUUAUAUUAAGGUGAGAAAGAUUAUCUGUAACUGGAUGUAGGCUAACUUGAUCAGGGGUCGCGUUAAUGCAGAAUUCUGUGUUUUUCACGCAGGAAAAUAAAAGAUUAAACGCAUAAGAUGUAUAUUUUAAAUGCAGAUCUAAAAUGCUUCUUAUUGUAAUUUAUGUUCGGCAUCAGACUUAUUUUGUGCUUCAGUUGCAAUUCUACACUCCGAUGAUAAUUCACGAACGGCAUUCUAUCAGAAGACAGCACUCUGACUGAUGUGUGGCUACAUUCUUUCUAUGAUAAACAUUAGAAAUAUGAUGGCCAUGCAUCGUUUUUGCUAAACGUACCUUGCUUUUUUAUUGUAAGCUAAUUUACUUGUGGCUGCCAGCCAAAUAGCGUUGCACUUCUGUUGUCAUAUGAUGAAAAUGAAGCUAUUUUCUGCCGAAUGUG